CCAGCCAUAUCCGCCGUCGAUGGCCUUCGACCCUCCGACUUCGGCUUCGAUGGAAGGUUCUUCUCCGUCCCUACGGCGGGGUUUCACUCACUCCAGUCAUCGCUUCGACCUAUUAAUCGAUUCAAAGCUCGAGUCUCUCAAAUCGGACUUCGACGAGGUUGGAUCUACUUCGCCGGAGUCCGUUUCGGUUGCUACCUGUGAGAUCAUUCCAGAUUCAGAAUUGGAUCCGGAGCCGGUCGACGGAGCAUGUUCGAUGGCUGUCCGUGGCCGCAGUUCUCUUUUUCGGGUGAGAUCUUCAACAACUCACGGUGGAAUUGAAGUGGCUCGUCCGAGUUGCUCUUCUACUGGUGAUGUUGUAUUAGAUUUCAUUCCAAUUUAUUGUCCAUUGGUCGUUGAACCUCCGGCGAACUUUAAGGGAGGUAUGCUUUGUUUAUUGAACAUGAUUCUUUGAGGUAUAUUUUCGAUUCUUUAUGUUGGAUGAGUUUAUUGAACAUGAUUUCUGAGGUGUGGAAAUGUUUAUGUGGC
Andrographis paniculata is the source of this 525-nucleotide messenger RNA. RefSeq lists its product as uncharacterized. The transcript has 2 exons. NCBI's taxonomy places the organism in Eukaryota, Viridiplantae, Streptophyta, Magnoliopsida, Lamiales, Acanthaceae. The record is from RefSeq and is a predicted model, not a curated record. Bases 20 to 451 code for a protein of 143 amino acids.